UGUUCCCGUUGUUGCUAACCGUCUUUUGGGCUAAUUACAGCCGUUCAAAGUCCUCAACUUUUAAUCUCAGCCGUAUAAAGUCUCUAAAUUCCUUCUAGAAGCAGCAGUUCACGGCAGUUCAGCUCUCUCUCACCCAUGAUCUUGCGGUUUCCUGCAGUUUAUCAAGAUGCACCAAUCAGAAAUACAGGUUGCAAUGCGGUUUAAAAUGUGUUCCUUAUUUUCAGGGAGUUAGUGGGGUAGUGGACACUUAACUGCAUUUUUUGGUGCCUAUAUAAUACAAGUUCAGGUAGUGUAAUCUUCUGAAUUUUUUUCGCUCUUCCUGUAUUCAUACAGCAACACAUCUGCAGCAAUGGAUAUCUCGGAUGACUUCGUGGACAUUUAUGAAGACGAUCAGCCUGCAAAGAAAGUAAGUUGGAAUCUGGGUUUUGAUGCAAUGACACCGAAGAAGAAUCAAAUAUGCAGCCCAAUGAAAGAUUCUCCGAAGACGGACAGUGGAAGUGUAGAGAUCAUUUCAUAUGGACAGUAUUUUAGUCCAUUCAAAUCUGAAAUGCAUAGGGAGGUUAUUGAACAGAACAUAGAAAAGCAAGCUAAAAGAAAGCAUGCGCUCCUAACUUGGAAAUGGGAUGAGGUCAUUGAUAUUACCCAAAGUGAAGAUUCGAAUGGUCAGAAAGAUGCUUCUAAGGCAAAACAACAAGAUGAUUUGGAGUCUGAGUUAAGUGAUACAGCAGACUCUUUGGAUAGUCCAUUGAAAAGAUCAAAGAUUCCACGUAUAUCUAAAAAUUGCAACGAUCAUGUUGGAUGGGUUGAAUUUUAAGUUUACUCAGUUUAAGUCCUGUUUGUCAUAGUCAUCUUUUAUGUUUUGCCUUUCAAGUCAGUGUUUGUUAAGGUUUGUUUGUUCAUCUAUUUUUAGUUUAAAUGUA
Messenger RNA from Helianthus annuus (common sunflower), 920 nucleotides. RefSeq lists its product as uncharacterized. The record is from RefSeq and is a predicted model, not a curated record. The coding region runs from base 350 to 814 and encodes 154 amino acids. The transcript has 4 exons. Lineage: Eukaryota; Viridiplantae; Streptophyta; Magnoliopsida; Asterales; Asteraceae.